Molecule: messenger RNA, 1032 nt
Organism: Acyrthosiphon pisum (pea aphid)
Lineage: Eukaryota; Metazoa; Arthropoda; Insecta; Hemiptera; Aphididae
Exons: 3
Coding region: 514-1032 (172 amino acids)
Source: RefSeq, a predicted model, not a curated record
UUUUUAAAAUUAAAUUUGAAUAAGUAUGUAUUUUUUAAUUAAAAAUAAAUGCAUAUUAAAGCGCAUAUUUUGAUAUUUUUUGGUGCAUAUGUAUGCGCAUAUUCUUAAGAUUUUAAGCACAUAAAGUCCCGAGCCCUGUUUAUCGCAAUUGCAAAACGCAUCAAAUUCACGAGAUAUGCAAACAACUGUGGACAGUGUUAGACCUGAAUCACAUAUUCCAAAAAAAAAACAAAUAGUUCAUCAAAAAGCAAUCUAUUUGAUAUAUCCAUUGAUUCUGAAUCUUAUGAAGUUUCUGUAAACGAUAAUUUAUUGGACUCAGAAAAUAACGUACAGCUACGUAUUCCGACUUUGAUUCCACAUAAUAUAAUAACUCCAAAUAGUUCUGGUGAUUGUAGAGAUGAUGGUAAGAUAUAAAUUGUGUGCCAUGAUAUUUUUUGUAUGAUUAAGUAAUAUUUUUGUGUAUUAUAAGGAAAUAUAGCUUUUCAAAAAUCUAUAAAUAGAAAUAUCAUUGUUAUGAAACACGAUUUGAAAAACAUUCAAGAAAGUAUUGAUAAUUUAUUUGCAGUACAACAACAAAUAUUGGAUAAAUUGAAUAAUUUCAAAUUAUCUGAAGCAUUAAAUUUUGAUGGUAGUUUUGAUAAUACUGCAGAUGAUAUGUUACACAUCAAUAAUGACGCUGAUUUAGACAUUGUGGAAGAUAAACUUACCAAGGAACAAACAUUCAGAAGCAAAGUGGUUUUAGAAUUGUCUCGUCUCACUGGUUCAAAUAUGUCUGAAACUGUGCGGAAAAUCAUGCAAAAACUACUUACCGACAACUUCUUGGCAAAUUAUUCUUAUAUUGGGUUCAAAGGAAAAAAGCAGUUUUCAUCUCUUCAAACAUGUAGAAUUAUUUUUGAAUCCAUAAGAAAAAUGAGACAAUAUAAAGAUGUUAGUGAUAUUGAAAUAGAAAAACCAUUGAAAAAUUGGAUGGCUCAAUCAUCAGCUCGCAUAAAAAAGACCACGGAGAAAAGUUCUAUAAGUGAUAAAUCUUAA